UUCAGUCUUUCGUUUGCUUCUCCGGGGAGUGUUGCGACCGCAGGCGGCACAUUACCAUUUUCCACACCAACGCGGCAAGCACCAGAUUUUCUUUCUUUCGGUUUGUUCUUCUUUCCUACGUGUUUUGCUCAGCCGCUUUUAUACUAGUUUUAAUACAACUACUAACCCAAUGGCAAUAUGCUGUCCUACGACCUAAAUGAACGCCUGCUGACUGCGGUCCAGAGGGGGGACUUCGAGCAGGCGCUUGGCUGCAUCAUGCAGGGCGCCCAGGCCUCAUAUGUCUCACCCAGUUGCGGACGCACAGCCGUGGGCACGGCCGCCAUCCUGGGCGAUGCCGAGCUGCUGGAGCUCCUAGUGCAGUCCUGCGAGGAGCCGGAGCUGGAUGUCUUCCAUCAGUCUCACACGGAUAAUCUGGAGAUUGAACGCACCCCCGAAGGUAUGGACAAGCUGGAGUGGGUGGACGAGUUCGAAAAUUGCUCGGAAAAUGGAGUUGGCUCCGGCGGAGAGGAUGGCCAGCUAUAUCAGUAUUAUGCCAAGACUUUUGAAAAUACCGGUGAGUUUCUAUCCCAGUGCUGUGUCUCUUGCCGGGAACAGGAUCCUCAUCUCUACGACGCCGAUCUGGCCACGCCCCUCCAUUACGCUGCCUGUUGGGGUCACGAGGAGUGCGUUCGGAUUCUCCUGGAGCAUAAUGCCCCUAUUAAUGUGGUGAAUAGCGAAGGAUAUGCUCCGCUGCAUGUGGGCGCAGGAUUUGCCGGGGUCACUCAGCUACUGAUCAAGCACGGAGCUCUAGUGAAUGCCAAGACGUUGAGUGAUGGCAAGACCGCCCUCCAUGUGGCCAUCGAGAGUAAAUCCGAGGAGUCUGCCCGGCUGCUUCUCCAGACGAAUAUCAAUAUCAACGAUACGGAUGACGAGGGGGAGACCCCGCUUAUGACGGCUAUAGCCUGCAGCAUGGUCGACCUGGCCCAGGAGCUGGUGGAGAGAGGAGCCCGCAUUAACCUCCAGGAUAAGCAGAAUAACACAGCUCUGCUGUACGCAGUGAGGGGUCGCCAUGGAGAUAUAGCCAAGCUGCUGCUGGAGCGCGGAGCUCGCCGACUGGCCUCUCAGCAUCUCCUGCACAUCGCGGUGAGCUUCAACGACCGGACAAUGGUCCAGCUCCUGUUGCAGUACGGGGAGAGCUUGACGGUCCGUGACGAGGACAACCAUACACCCAUUAUGUCGGCUAUUCACAUGCAGCUGCCGGAUAUGAUAGAGGAUCUCCUUACCGCCGCCGAGGAGCAUAGGCGAUUGGGUCUCUAUUCGGAUGCCCAGGACGAGGGCUUAGUGUUAUUUGCCGUGCAACAGGUCGUGAGCGUGGAUAGGUUCCGCAGAGUACUUCGCGUCUUGCUGGCCAAGUUAGCGAGUGCUAGAAGGGAUUUGUACAGCUCUUGCACUCCCACCAUCGUUUGCGGACUGAUGUACUGCCAAACGCCGUUGUCGAGGGCCAUUAACCUGCACCGCCUGAUACUGGCAGAGUUCCUGAUCCACGAGGGAUGCAACCUGGCCCAGAUCUGUCGGGAGCAUGUGGUCAACGAACUGAGAGCCAACUGUUCUCCAUCAAGUCUGGCUUUUGAAAAUUGCAAUGCCGGAUUCCAGUUUCCUCACAAACAUCGAGCCUCGCCUCCAGAUUGGCCGCCAGCUCGCCAAGAAUUCGAACGGCAAAUGACAAUUUUGGGAACGCAGCCGCGAUCUUUGAAGUCCAUUUCUCGCUUGGUGAUUCGACGGCAAAUCCUGAAAACUGUUCAAUCUCGUCCCGAUAUUCAGCACAAGUACCUCCCAAAUCAGGAACGCUCUUCGCUGGGAAGGAUCGUGGACGAGUUCGCUAUACCCGCCACUCUUAAACUCUACCUCAGCGACUUUUCCGAGCUACCUUCGGUAGGGGGAUCGGAACCAGUCGUAAUUCCUGGAAUAAGAUGCUCCGAGUCGUGGGAUUGAUUGCGCUUUAGGAAUUUAUUCAGAUUAUAUAGGUUACAUGUAUAGAUAAUAGUAUGUAGUAUGUAGCAUAGGUUUUUAAUAUUGGCUGAAUGAGUGUGAAAAUAGA
Molecule: messenger RNA, 2077 nt
Organism: Drosophila bipectinata
Lineage: Eukaryota; Metazoa; Arthropoda; Insecta; Diptera; Drosophilidae
Source: RefSeq, a predicted model, not a curated record